AUGUUUCAACCUUGGCAGCUUCCCGUUUCCUUGAGUGUACUGCAGUUUAUGAUGGCAUCCGUGCUCGCCUACUCUUCGAAUGCAAUUUGGUCCGGCGUGCUCACUUCAUUCUGUGUAAAGCGAUCACUGGCAAAUUCGUUCUUCAGCUCAGAAAAUCUUAUGCUUCUGAAUCAAGCAGCGAUUUUCCUUGGGAUAGCUGCCGGGAGCACAAUCAGCAGAGCGAGUCAGGAAGUGGUGCAGGGCGGACCAGCAUUAUCGAGUAUGAACACUUUGGCUGUCACACUCCUCGUUGGAGCUCUGCUUCAGCUCAACCUGUCACUGAUUACAAUCAGCGAAAUUUCUCUGGAUUUUUUUGUUAGCAUAGUGAGCCUGGGCCUGGGAACCGUGAUUCCAGUUGCCGCCCUGAUGCCUGCAUGGGGAGGUACAGGUCCGUCUCAUGUUUUUACCUGGCACAUCGUCUGCAUGGCCAUAGCAUGGCCUUGUCUUUCCGUGCUGGGUUAUUGGAGCUACAAAGCUGAUGUGAUGGGUGGAAGCAGCAAGAACGAUCGGCGAGCCAUCCACAUGUUUUGUAUGCUUGGAGUUGGCAUUCUUUCAAUUGCAGGAUACGCUUGUCUUUUCGAAGCCCACAGGGAGAAUGGAGAGGGUCAGUUCGGGGGCCUCAUGGUCGAAGGCAACAAGUUGACAUUGAAGCGAGGUCUGGGCCGCUUCAUCCAUGUUGCGAUCGGCUACCUGGUUGUUCUGGGAGUGUUGCUGCAAGCUUUCAUGGGCCUUUGGAAGCGGCACGUCCUUCUCAAGUAUGAUUUGAAGGCCGUCACUUGGCACGGCGCGCUUGGGCGGGCUAGUUUCGACUUGCAUUGGUGUUUGCCUUGA
Messenger RNA from Symbiodinium sp. CCMP2456, 870 nucleotides. The record is from the annotation of a GenBank genome assembly. NCBI's taxonomy places the organism in Eukaryota, Dinophyceae, Suessiales, Symbiodiniaceae.